GGGACACCCUGUUAUAUUCUCGAAUUGAGAAACGGUCGUUCCUUCUAUCGAUUAUAAACCAAAUAGUGAUCUAAUAGGCUAACGUCGGCCAAGACAAACACAAUGGAUCAAAAUCAAUCCACGAAAAAUUACUAUCUCAACAACGAGGUGUCGACAGUGACCGGAAAAAUUGAAACUUGCGAGUUAUUUUUACCCGAAUUAUGGAUAAACGGAAUUUCGAAAAGCUCAAGGUUCCAUUCCGAUCCUGGUCGAAUCUAUUGAUUUAAUCCAGCUAAGUGGGCUAAGUGAUAGGUGUAAUGAGUUCUUCUCCUAUUCCCUUUUAUUUGACGGGAUAGAUAACGUAACACAAAUGGAGAUAAUUAUAAUGGAUUGUGGGACAAAUACUCGUACGAAUUCACAACAAUGAAAACACUGAGGUGAUUAGGUGACGACCUGUGUGAAAAAAAUGUACAAUGGCUAUCGCUCACAAAGAGAGCAGCUUCAAAUUGAUUAUCUCUCUGUUACUGGUCUUCAGUUACAUCGGAUACACCGCUCUGGAAGCAACGCCUCAACCGGAAAACCACCUUAUUUCAACGUUAGUGGAGAAGCCCGAAAGCAAGACGAAAAACAACAACACACAGUUGCAGAAAAAAGCCAAACCCGAGAAUCUAGAAAAUUUGCUCACAUUUCCUGAUGUUUUCACAAAGAUUCAAAUUCAAAGAAUGCCGGGGAAAAACUCUAGUCCAAAAGCCCGAAAGAAUAAAUGUAAAAUAGUCGUCGACGACUUAAAAACUAACAGCUUGGCAAAAUAUCUCGAUAACUUCUGUCGAAGAAGUGAAAAUUUCGAAUAUUCGGAAGGAACAACAGCGAAUAAUUCGGAAAAAUGCGAAUUGGUUAAAGAAAAUGAACAUAAAUAUAUAAUUACAACGAGAGACUCGAAGAACAACUACAGAAGUGAUCUUUUGGACAGGAUCUGCGGAAACUUUAGCUUGCUCAAGUCGUCAGAAUUGAACAACAUCUUCGGCAGUUCCUUUUGCCUGAGGAUCGCGGAAUAUUAUAUUGCAUAUCAGGACAGAAAAUGCUGUGUAGGAAGUUUCAGCUUCAUACCCGAAGAUGCCCUUCAGACCGAAGCCGUUUUGAUAUGGGCAAAACAGAGCGGUUUCUCCUACGUCAUUCUAUCAUUUUACAUCCUUUCCUUCGUUAGCUUGUGUAUAAUUUUCGUGAGUGGUUUAGUGUCCAGAAAAUACAGAGCGGAAAGGGGAAAUCAAAUUUUGAUCCACUUCGCCUUUUCCAUGUUCGCCCAAUUCGUCCUGCACAACGCAGCAUGCUGGAUAAACGUAACGCCUUUAUUGUGUAAUCUGCACAGCAUGCUCUCCCAAUAUUUCACAUUGGUAGAGUCGUGUUGGACGUCCAUUAUAGCCUACUUGCAGUUCAAGAGAUUCGUGAGAGUCUUCGAUAAGGAGCCCAAUCACCUUAUACUCAAAUUAUGUGGGAUAGCCUACGUUUUUCCAAUCCUACCGAUAUCUCUCUGGAUGAUCUACCACAAGACCGACACGCAAAUGAUGAAUUACCUCACAUUCGGCCUGCCGGAAUUUCUUAUCCUCCUAAUAAACUCCACCCUCUUAAUACUGAUAACGAGAAAUAUAGUUUUCGUCAAGAACGAGUACAUAGAACAUAAGAAGAGUCUGUCGAUGGAGGUGAAACUGAUUUUCUUCUUGUUCUUCGUGCUGGACUUCAGCUGGUUCCUUAUCAUCUUAGCGGAUCUAACCGCUAGUGUGUUCUUCAUUUAUUUAUUUAUUAUCACGCAGUCAUUGCAAGGUUUCAUGCUGUUUUUUGUGUUUGGCAUCAUGAACGAUCAUAAUCGCCUGAUAUAUAAGAAAUUCUUGUCGAUAUAUUCUAAGAAAAUAUUACUACGGUGAUACUGCAAUAAUUACGUUUUGUAAUGAAAAAAUGAAAUGAAAAAAAAAAAUGAAUGGAAUUGAAGAACAAUCCACUUCUCUUAUGUCUAUUAUAUCCUACAGGGGCAGAUCUAGGAAGGGUGGCAGACGUUUGUUUCCCUCUGGAUGGUAGUGGAUAAGUUGACUGCUGUUUUCCCUAAUAACAAUCAUAAUAGACUUCAUUUCCACCAUUCAAGUUUAAACCAAGUAAAAUACCUCAAUGAAUUAAUUUCAGAAUUACACUCUACAUAAUACAAUCUCUAUAUGUAAAAAUAAACCCCUAUUUCCCUCGGUCAUGCCGUAACUUGAGAACAGAUUUUAUUUAUCUUUUUGUAUGUGUUUUGUUACUUUGUGAAAGGUUCUUAAGGAGAGAAAAUGAAAAAAUAAAAAUUGAA
Coccinella septempunctata (seven-spotted ladybird) is the source of this 2311-nucleotide messenger RNA. RefSeq lists its product as uncharacterized. Gene Ontology annotation, molecular function: transmembrane signaling receptor activity. Gene Ontology annotation, biological process: cell surface receptor signaling pathway. Lineage: Eukaryota; Metazoa; Arthropoda; Insecta; Coleoptera; Coccinellidae. The record is from RefSeq and is a predicted model, not a curated record. The transcript is spliced from 2 exons. Gene Ontology annotation, cellular component: membrane. The coding region runs from base 453 to 1898 and encodes 481 amino acids.